This is a messenger RNA of Saccharomyces mikatae IFO 1815, 2982 nucleotides long. It is a transcript of the gene SAP155, whose product is annotated as Sap155p. Gene Ontology annotation, cellular component: cytosol; nucleus. Gene Ontology annotation, molecular function: protein phosphatase regulator activity; protein phosphatase binding. NCBI's taxonomy places the organism in Eukaryota, Fungi, Ascomycota, Saccharomycetes, Saccharomycetales, Saccharomycetaceae. The record is from RefSeq and is a predicted model, not a curated record. The transcript has a single exon. Bases 1 to 2982 code for a protein of 993 amino acids.
AUGUCAUUCUGGCCUUUUGGACAGAAUCUGACUCAUUCUAAUAUCAACAAGAUUCUAGAUGAGUAUUUUCACGUGUUACACGAACUAGAGCGGAUCAACCCGAGUGUUGGUAAGGCCAUUCCUGCGAUUUUUAACAACGUGCAGCAGCGAGGUACGAAUGACUCCCUGGAUUCUAUUCCGGAGGAGUAUAGUCAAGGCAAUGAUAUAAAGACAGCAGAUGGAGAUCAGAAAAGCCGGUUUGAGAAGGAUGAACAGCAGGAACGGUAUGAGAAGGAGGAGGAGGAGCGUAGCAUGAAUUCUAGCGAAUCUUCCACUACAUCGUUCUCUUCAGGGUCAACUUCGAAAACGGAUUUAGAUGAGGAGGAUAUUAGUAAUACCACUGCCCCCAUGAUGGUUACCACAAAGAGUCUGGAUAAUUCUUUCAUUGAAAAAAUGCUCGUUGAAACGGAGCUUUUGAAUGAACUAUCGAGACAAAACAAGACGUUACUCGACUUCAUUUGUUUUGGGUUUUUCUUUGAUAAGAGAACUAAUAAAAAAGUAAAUAAUAUGGAAUAUCUGAUCGAUCAACUGAUGGAAUGUAUCUCAAAAAUUAAAACUGCCACCACAGUGGACCUCAACAAUCUGAUAGAUUACCAAGAACAGCAGCAGCUCGAUGAUAGCUCCCAAGAGGAUAUCUACGUAGAAUCUGAUACGGAACAAGAAGAAGAGAGAGAGGAGAAUAAUAACAGUAACAAUAACAAGAGACGAAAACGUGGCAGCUCUUCGUUCAAUAGCGACGAUAACGACGACAACGAUGCGAACGAGGAUGAUGAAUCUGCUUAUUUGACGAAAGCCACUAUAAUAUCUGAGAUCUUUUCUCUAGAUAUUUGGUUGAUUAGCGAAUCAUUGGUGAAAAAUCAAUCAUACUUGAACAAGAUUUGGUCUAUCAUCAACCUUUCAAACUUUAAUUCUGAGAAUUCUCCUUUGGUACCGAUAUUCUUAAAGGUUAAUCAAAACCUGUUACUAACUAGGCAAGAUCAAUAUUUGAAUUUCAUUCGAACAGAGAAGAGCUUUGUGGACGAUAUGUUGAAGCAUGUAGAUAUUUCAUUGUUGAUGGAUUUUUUCCUAAAGAUAAUAUCCACAGAUAAGAUUGAAUCGCCAACGGGAAUAAUCGAAUUAGUGUAUGACCAGAACUUAAUUAGCAAGUGUUUGAGCUUUCUCAAUAACAAACAAUCACCAGCGGAUAUCCAAGCCUGUGUAGGUGAUUUUCUAAAAGCUUUGAUUGCCAUCUCUGCCAAUGCACCCCUGGAUGAUAUUUCGAUUGGACCAAAUUCUUUGACUAGACAAUUAGCAUCACCAGAAUCCAUCGCGAAGCUAGUUGAUAUCAUGAUCAAUCAAAGAGGUGCUGCACUAAAUACCACUGUCUCGAUUGUUAUCGAACUGAUAAGGAAAAACAAUUCGGACUACGAUCAAGUCAAUCUCCUAGCCACUACUAUCAAGACACAUCCGCCUUCAAAUAGAGAUCCAAUAUAUUUAGGUUAUUUACUCCGGAAAUUUUCCGACCAUUUGUCGGAUUUUUUCCAAAUCAUUUUAGACAUUGAAAAUGAUCCAAACAUUCAGUUACAUGAAAAUCAGUUGCAUGAAAAGUUUAAACCUUUAGGAUUUGAAAGAUUCAAAGUGGUGGAAUUAGUCGCUGAGUUACUUCAUUGCUCAAAUAUGGGAUUAAUGAAUUCUAAAAGGGCUGAGAGAAUUGCCAGAAGAAGAGAUAAAGUAAGGAGUCAAUUAUCCCAUCAUUUACAAGACGCGCUAAAUGAUUUAAGUAUCGAUGAAAAGGAACAUUUCAAAACGAACACCUCUCUAACAAAUAACGUUAAUGACAAUUUAAUAAAUAAUAACGGUAAACAAAAUAAUAAUGACAAUAAUGAUGACGAUGAUGAAAGCGAUUAUGGCGAUGAAAUAGAUGAAAGCUUUGAAAUUCCAUAUAUCAAUAUGAAGCAAAAUACAAAACUUAGGACUGACCCCACUGUGGGGGAUUUGUUCAAGAUCAAACUUUAUGAUACGCGAAUCGUUUCCAAAAUAAUGGAAUUAUUUUUAACGCAUCCCUGGAACAAUUUUUGGCAUAAUGUUAUAUUCGACAUAAUUCAGCAAAUAUUCAAUGGUAGGAUGGAUUUUUCCUAUAAUUCAUUCCUUGUAUUGUCUCUUUUUAACUUAAGGAGCUCAUAUCAAUUCAUGACUGAUAUAAUUAUUCCGAAUGAAAAAGAAAUGAACGUUUCUGGCUUUACUCCCGUUUCUAGAGACCCAAAUUUUGAUUUUAGGAUAACUACUGAUUUCAUAUUAAAGGGUUACCAAGAUUCUUAUAGAUUUUAUGAGCUGAGGAAAAUGAAUUUGGGAUAUAUGGGCCAUAUAGUCUUGAUUGCUGAAGAAGUGGUCAAGUUUUCCAAACUAUACAAAGUGGAACUAAUCUCUCCUGAUAUCCAAGAUAUUCUACAAACCGAAGAGUGGCAAUACUACUCUGAGGAAGUGUUAAACGAAACAAGAAUGAUGUACUCAAAAAUUCUUGGUGGCGGAAGUUAUAUCGAUGAUGGAAACGGUAACAUCAUUCCACAGCUUCCUGAUAACAGUACAGUGUUAACACCCAACGAUGAAACAAACAAUACUAAUGAAAUGUUUGAUUCAGAUACUGGAAAGAGUAAUGGGAAUAGUGGUGGCGGCCAAUUGAUUAACGUUGAAUCUUUAGAAGAACAAUUGUCUUUGUCCACAGAAUCUGAUUUACAUAAUAAAUUAAGGGAAAUGUUAAUCAAUAGGGCUCAGGAAGACGUUGACAAUAAAAACAUGGAGAAUGGAGUUUUCAUACUUGGACCCCCCGAUAAUAAGAACGAUAAUAAUAACACUAACAUUAAUAACAACAACAAUAAUAAUAACGAUAAUAAUGAUAAUGACAAUGAUAAUGCUCGUAAUUAUAAUGAAAAUGCUGAUAAUGAUAAUGAUUAUGAUCAUGAAUGA